AUGACCUCGAAAACAUUUUUACUUCUGCAACUUGGAAAUUGUUUUAUUAUAAAGGGAGAAGCAACUAAGAUGGGAAUUACGCCUCAAGAUAUCUGUGAGCAAGUACUAGAACUUGCAAAAAAGGGUCUAACACCCUCACAGCUCUGUGUAUUCCUUCGGAACUUGUAUAAUUUUAAACCAGUUAAAGACAUUACGGUGAAUAAAAUUCUUAGAAUCUUGAAGUCUUACGGUCUAGCACCCGAGAUUCCUGAAGACCUUUAUCAUUUGAUCAAGAAAGCUAUCGCUGUUCGAAAGUACUUGGAAUGUAAUCGUCAUAAUAAAGCUGCCAAAUUCC
Molecule: messenger RNA, 334 nt
Organism: Dentiscutata heterogama
Lineage: Eukaryota; Fungi; Glomeromycota; Glomeromycetes; Diversisporales; Gigasporaceae
Source: the annotation of a GenBank genome assembly